Guillardia theta CCMP2712 is the source of this 1282-nucleotide messenger RNA. RefSeq lists its product as hypothetical. The annotation marks the transcript as partial. The transcript has 16 exons. NCBI's taxonomy places the organism in Eukaryota, Cryptophyceae, Pyrenomonadales, Geminigeraceae. The record is from RefSeq and is a predicted model, not a curated record. Gene Ontology annotation, molecular function: protein binding.
AUGGACGACGGGAAGAAGUGGGUCCGGGAGAAGUGCGUCUUGACGGGACACUGGGCGUUUGUCACCUCGGUGCAGUUCUCUGCCGAUGACAAGUCGCUGGUUUCUUCAAGCAUGGAUGGGACCAUCAGGGUGUGGGAUGUUGAGAACGGCGAGCCGCUGGUGGACAUGGGAUUCAGUGCUAACGCUCAGAACCGCUCCAAGAUGCACAUACCUGCAUUGCGGCAUAUUUCCCACCUUCACAUGGAGGAUGAACUUAUCACGGAUGGUUCGGAGCAGAGGUUCCGAUGGGAGAGAGACGAGUUCUCCGCUCCAAUGAGGCUCUGCAAGCUGCAGGACUAUGAUGGGUGGGGAAGACAAUUGGAAGCGCGGUUUCAAUACGUCAACGUGGACAACGGAGAGAUCGUCUACACGUCAAGCGGUUGGCUGCGCACCCUCAAGGGGCAUCAAGGGUCUGUCAACUCCGUGAUUUGGGCAUCCAAAUCAGCCACUCUGAUCUCUUGCGGCGAUGACGGGACCAUCCGAUUCUGGGAUGGGCAGAAUACUGUCAAUACCGACAUGGUGCUUGACGAUCGCUUCGCUGAAGGAACAGCCGGCUACUCCAUCCUCUCGAUCGAGGAUGAAAUGACGCCCGGGGAGACGGAAGAUAGCAUGGAGCUUGAGACAGACGAGAUCAUCAAAUUGAAGAUCAGGUUCUCCGAGACAGGCUUCUUCUUCCGCCAGCAAUGCGAUGUGCGUCACAUCCCGGCGAAGAGGAUCAAGAGGACGUUGUGCUCGUUCAGCGAGAGGAUGCGAAACCCGGUCUACCGGAUUGAGCGGGAUGAUGGCACCGUCCUCUUCGACUGGGACAGCUCCCUGCACGUCUUCGAGGGGCAUGAAGGAGCCGUUCACUCAGUGGCUCUCAAUCCAGCUGAGACUAAGGUGAUCUCUGCAUCGGAGGAUACUACCAUCCGAGUGUGGGAGAUGCCCAAGAUCGUGCCGGGCAAGUUGCCUGAGGCAUCCUGCCUCUUCAUCAUCUCAACCACGCCGACCAUCCCCAUCUCCUCAGCCGUGGUCGACUCAUCCUCGGGUGUGCUGAUCUGCUCCGGAAGGCAGAAAGGAUCGUUAUUCUUUGUUAGCGACGAUGACUUGAAGAAGAAGCUGCUGACCUGAGGCUGGCUUGCCCUCCCUCCAGCAGGCAGACCUGCGCACACCGUUCGAACUGCUUCGCUCGAGAGUACCUAGAGACGGUGGACAGCAGCAGUGUUUUAUGGAUUGAAGCAGAAGAGUAAAGGCAGCUACCUUG